Macroventuria anomochaeta is the source of this 966-nucleotide messenger RNA. Its product is annotated as glycoside hydrolase family 16 protein. Gene Ontology annotation, molecular function: hydrolase activity, hydrolyzing O-glycosyl compounds. Lineage: Eukaryota; Fungi; Ascomycota; Dothideomycetes; Pleosporales; Didymellaceae. Gene Ontology annotation, biological process: glucan catabolic process. The record is from RefSeq and is a predicted model, not a curated record. The annotation marks the transcript as partial. The transcript is spliced from 2 exons.
AUGCCUUCCCUGUCAGCCCUUCUUGGGGUUGGCGCUGCCACUCUUUUCUCGGUCGCUUCUGCCACCAAGUAUACUGUCCAGGAUACCUACGCUGGUUCUUCGUUCUUCGAUCACUUCAACUUCGGCACUGAGGAGAAGACGAAUGGUUUUGUCAAAUAUGUUGACCGCGCAACCGCCAAGGAUAAGGGUUACAUCAGUUACGAAGGCGGCGACGCGAUCUUUGGUGUUGACUACAAGUCCAAGCUGAACAGCGGAGACGGAGGUGACAUCGGUCGCGAGAGUGUUCGUCUCGAGGGAAAGACGGAGUACAACAAGGGGCUCUUCGUACUCGACAUCAAGCACAUGCCCGGUGGCAUCUGUGGUACCUGGCCUUCCUUCUGGUCUCUCGGCCGCGAGCCAUGGCCUGUCAAAGGAGAGAUCGAUAUCAUCGAAGGUGUCAACAAGAACUCGGUUAACAGCUUCGUACUGCACACCAACACCAACUGCAAGACCGAAGGUAAGGGCCAGAGCGGAGUCCAAGCUCUCAAGGACUGCGCUAUCGACGGCCCCUAUGGUACCACUGGCUGUGGUGUGACCGACACCAGUUCCAGCUCCUACGGGGCUGGCUUCAACGCCAACAACGGCGGUUACUACGUUACGGAGUGGCAGGCUGAGGGCAUCAAGAUCUGGUUCUUCCCUCGUGGCAGCGAGCCGAAGAGUCUCACGUCGAGCUCGCCCGAUACAGCCGAGUUCGGAACUCCCAAUGCCAACUUCCAAGGUGAUUGCGACAUCGAGAAGCGCUUCAUGGACCAGCGCUUCAUCUUCACCAACACCUUCUGCGGCGACUGGGGUGGCAACGUCUAUGCCCAGUCCGGCUGCCCUAUGUACGACGGUCUCAGCGGCAUGGCUUCUUGCAAAAAGUACGUUGCUGAGCACCCUGAAGUCUUUAAAGAUGCGUACUGGCGCGUCAGCUCGUUCAAGACAUAC